GUCUAGACUAGCGAGAGCGUGUACGUCCGGGCACGUUAUUGUUGCAUCAGAAAUUGCAGACUGUUGACAUGUCAAGCUCGGGAGAGUUAGCCUUUGAUUAUGGCUUCUUGCUGCACACAAGUGAGGAGGCCACAGCCACCGUGGCUCUGAAUGAGUACCUGAGCUCCCGCAGCUACCUGGCUGGGUUCAGCCCCUCUCGGGUGGACCAGGAGGUCUUUGAGCUCCUGCAGAGGCCUCCGGCCCCGCAGCACGUGCACGCUCUGCGCUGGUACAGGCACAUAGCAGCCCUGCAGCGGGACAUCCCCAGCCCAGAUAGCAGCAGUGAGUAGAGUCCAGGGCCCAUGGACAGGAUAGGGAUGCUCCCCUUAGACUAG
Salvelinus fontinalis (brook trout) is the source of this 374-nucleotide messenger RNA. Its product is annotated as elongation factor 1-beta-like. The coding region runs from base 69 to 329 and encodes 86 amino acids. Lineage: Eukaryota; Metazoa; Chordata; Actinopteri; Salmoniformes; Salmonidae. The transcript is spliced from 2 exons. The record is from RefSeq and is a predicted model, not a curated record.